UCAGAAACCGGAAACGAGGCUGUGUGUGCGGCUGGAACACCGGAGCGCCGGCACGCCGGGUCACCGGAGAGCAUGUGUGACUCGACCCUGGACUAUCUGUGCGGCCGCGGGCUGAUCCGGAGGACGGACGCCGCGGAGGUGAUCUGGAGCCACGCUGUAAACAGCAGGAGUCGGCUGCAGGAGGCGCUGUCAGGUCCGUCACACAUGCUCGAGGCCGACGUGAUCCUGAGAGGUCGCGACCCCCGCGAGCCCGUCAUGGCCCACCCACCCGACACAGACAGCGACGUGACGCUGCGGGAGUUCCUGCAGGCCGUGAAGCCUCAUGGGAAGGGCGUCAAGCUGGACUUCAAGAGCCUGGAACCGGUGUCCCCGUCCAUGGCUCUGCUGGACGAGCUGCUGGACGAAGCGAGCGCGCCCCUGUGGGUGAACGCGGACGUCCUGCCGGGCCCCGCCGGCCAGGCCACGCCGCUGGACGCACAGGCAUUCCUGAGGGCCGUCUCCAGCCUGCCGCCUCACGCCGUGCUGUCUCUGGGGUGGACCACAGGGUGGACGGCCGGCGCCGAGAACCCAGGUUACAGCUGGGACAUGGUCCAUGUGAUGGAGCAGACCUGUCGGGACCUGCGUCACCCCGUCACCUUCCCGGUGCGAGCCGCCCUGCUGGCCUCGUCCUUCCCACAGCUCUGCUGGCUGCUGCAGCAGUCCGACAGGUUCUCUCUCACCGUGUGGACCGGAUCUCAGGACCAGGUCUCGGUUCAGGACCUGCUGCCCUACAGGAAGCAGUUCCACGCCAGCCGGGUCUUCUACGACCUGCCCGAGCCCCUCAGAGUCCAGCUCAGCAGCGUUUCUGCACACGGCUGAAAACUGAUACGUCACGUCCUCCAGGGCAGUGUUACUCAAGUGGUGGGUUGUGGGCCCAAAAGUGGGUCGCAGGGGGGAAAGUAACCUUGAGUGACCUUUCACUCUCCCAAACAGUAGUUGGCGAUAAUUCCCUGUAAUGCAGAUUGACACCCUGCAUUUGACACCAUAGAAGAAGAUUUUUUGGACUCUCAUGGACUUUCAGAAACAUUUACUCUAUGCACCUACUUCUCGCUCCGCACACCACGUGCUUUGAUAAGCAGCGCUGCCACCGUUUUUUGUUGUUCAAUGUUUUUGUCUUGCUUGUAAUUUCUGUGUUUGUUCUUUUCCUGUUUUGUUUUGUUAGAACAGAGACUCUCACACACGCACUCACACACACACACCCACAUAUCUCCACAAUCACACUCACAUGAACACCCACUCAACAUAAUGUCCCCUUUUCUCUUUGAAAUCAACCCACCUACAUGUCAACUGUAAAAUUUGUAACCUGGAAUGUGCGUGGUAUGGGCACACGGUUAAAGAAAAAUAAAAUAUUCAAUCACCUCACCUCACUCCAGGCAGAUAUCUGUUUGUUACAAGAAACACACCUCUCAGAAUUAGACAACACUAAGAGAGACAGAUAUGAUAUUAUAUGUCAAGCCGAAAGAUUUAU
Messenger RNA from Salarias fasciatus (jewelled blenny), 1507 nucleotides. RefSeq names its product family with sequence similarity 151 member B (gene fam151b). The record is from RefSeq and is a predicted model, not a curated record. Lineage: Eukaryota; Metazoa; Chordata; Actinopteri; Blenniiformes; Blenniidae. The transcript has 5 exons. Bases 73 to 858 code for a protein of 261 amino acids.